CGUACUCGUCCGCAACUCUACCUGUGCAUCUCGCGCACGUCCUGUGUGGUAUGUCGGGCGCUUCCAACCCUGCGCAGCCCGCCUCAACAACAGCCUGGACGGAGCCGCCAUGGUGUGGCUGGAUAGAGACGACGGGUGAUGCCCUUCUGAUCCUUGAAGCAGCGCGGAGAGGCAUUAUUCCUCGUGUUACCCGUCGUUUGGUGGAUUCUGAGAGGAAGAUGAUCACAUCCGGGUCAGUCUUUGUCUUCGAUGAGGAGGAAAGCGGGAUCAAGCGAUGGACGGACGGUUUCUUCUGGAGUCCAAGUCGCAUCCUGGGCAACUUCCUUCUCUAUCGCGAGACAGAUAAGCGAGGUGCUGGCCAUCGCGGCCUCCGAGCUGAACCAUCGGAGUACGAGGGUAACGGCCAUAACGGCCAGUAUGGCGCGCAGGGGAUGGGUCCAGAUCUUGCUCCUCUGAGUCGUCCUAAGGGCGAACCGCGCACGAUCAGCUUGGAUAAGUAUCGGGAGAGGACACUGCUGGGCAGUUUAACCAACAGUUAUAAGUUCAAGCCGGAUGGCUUAAUGAAGAAGACGUUUUCCUUGACCAUUGGUGGUGUGUCGCAGCACCUAAUAUCCUAUUACCGAGUCUCCGAUGUUGAGCAAGGGCGCUUACGCCCCCCAUCAUCGGUCCCGGAACUGGCGGCGCUGGAUAUAAGCCCCGAAUAUCUCGAUAAGACACAUUUCCGUAAUCCGCCCAAAGUCGAGCUCGGUGCAGACGGCGUAAUUCGUUAUCGAGGCGAGGCGGAUGAACUGGACCUUGCUCCACGAAUGUUCCCUUCCCCUUCGUACGGCGUGCCCUUGCUCGCCGAACCACGGAUACCCUCUCCUACUUCUGAUACCGGGUCUUCUGGACCAGGCAAGCGCAGUAAGCGCUAUGACCCGUACAAUAAUGGCGGUAAGCGUCGAAAGUCGAAGAACUCCCAGCAUACCCAGGAUUCUUCGGGCGACGCAGAGCAAGAGAUUCAGUCUCCCGUGGCAUCAUCUCCGGAAUCUCCUCAAUCGUACAUUGAUCAGGGAAUUACACCCGUGCCUCACUACGUGCCAUAUGGAGCGGCGCCCUAUGGCUACUAUCAAGGCUCGGGAGGUUAUGGCACGACGUCGCCCCCGCCCAUGUAUGGAACUGCGCCCUACGCGCCUGGUCAACCUGUGGCGUCGCCGACUGCGACAUCUCCUCAGGCCGGGUCCCCCACUUCGCCGCAGGGACCGUCCCCGCCGCCUCCGCCCUACCCAUCCUACGCGUCCGGUGGUGUCGAGACCAUGAUGCAACCUGCCCCGAUGCAGCAGCACAUGUACCCAUAUUAUCCCGCCCCUUAUACGUCGUACCCGCCAUAUUCCCCCCCUUCUGCAGGCUCUGCGGCAGGCCCGGGUAACGCUUGGUACAUGUCUUAUCCGCCGCCGACUCUGCCUGUCGGCAAAGCUCCAGGCAUCCCUGCCCUGGCUACGUCUUCCGCCCAUAUCACGCCUGUUGAGGAGAAUGACGAUGCUUAAGGACCCCGAGGCUUGGGGUUGUCGGUCUUCGGCUUGUUUCUUUCCUGAUCAUCCUUGUCGCCCAUGCACUGGUCCUGCUCUGUAUGAUGUCCCCUGUGUCCUUGCUUACGACCUGUAACGUACUGUAGUGUGUAGUGAUAUCUUCGUUAUUUUUUGCUUCCUGUCUGUCGCCUUUCUCCUCCUGACAUAUGUUCCCCUCCUGUCCACUUCCUCCUGUGCCCUUCUUGUCCGUAGUCUAGGGGUUCACCGAUAGUCGCUUGCCAUGCCUGCCUCUGCUUUAUACCGAUGUCCUGGCUCCUUGGAUUCACAUACCGUAUGUACAGUAUCGAGACUAAUGUUGUUCUACUCGACGGAUGUG
Gloeophyllum trabeum ATCC 11539 is the source of this 1884-nucleotide messenger RNA. RefSeq lists its product as uncharacterized. Lineage: Eukaryota; Fungi; Basidiomycota; Agaricomycetes; Gloeophyllales; Gloeophyllaceae. The transcript is spliced from 3 exons. The record is from RefSeq and is a predicted model, not a curated record. The coding region runs from base 51 to 1526 and encodes 491 amino acids. Gene Ontology annotation, molecular function: DNA binding.